AUGCCCAUGUUAGCCAAUGCUGGUGAAACGAAGAUGAUCUUCGAGGUGAAGUGCUCCAACAACAGCGACUAUCGUCUCAAGCCAGUUUUUGGAUUCGUCGACCCAGCUGGCAGUGCACCAGUUGAGAUUACACACAUGAGUAGAGCACCCAAGGAGCACAAACUGGUUAUUCAAUGGGCAGUAGUGCCAGCAGAUGCGACUGACGCACAAACUGCGUUUCCAAGCAUUUCGGCUGAUCAACUUCAAUCCCUAACUGUCAACAUUGUGUUCAGCUGCAUAUAG
Molecule: messenger RNA, 282 nt
Organism: Angiostrongylus costaricensis
Lineage: Eukaryota; Metazoa; Nematoda; Chromadorea; Rhabditida; Metastrongylidae
Source: the annotation of a GenBank genome assembly